This is a messenger RNA of Medioppia subpectinata, 742 nucleotides long. The record is from the annotation of a GenBank genome assembly. NCBI's taxonomy places the organism in Eukaryota, Metazoa, Arthropoda, Arachnida, Sarcoptiformes, Oppiidae.
GUUUAUGAAAGGCUAAUAAUCUUUUCACUUUAAUUUCAAGAUCGCAUUUCAAACGAGUUUUGGCUUCGCUUUCAACUACCUAUGCGUUUGAGACAACCAGAGAAAGGGAGACAAAAAAGCUAUCAAAUCAGUAAAGCUUUCAAAAUGAGGACAAACUUUUAUCGUUUCCUUUGGAGUUGAGGUUAUGUUAUGUUCUCUUCUUUCAAAUAAUUAAAUUUUUGUUAAAAUAAAAACUUAUAAUAAAAAAAUCAAAUGAAUGGUUACGUAUCUCAGCCUUGAUUUCCGAUUAAUUGAAAUCCGAAAUAUUAAUUCAUUUAUUCAUCCAUUCAAUCGUCCAUUUAGUGCCUGUAUUUGAAGCGAUCAAUCAUUUGAUUCCCAGACACUCACUCGUGAGACACUGACAAAAACGAUGAAAUUGUUGCCAUUAAUAGUGUUGUGUUGUAUAGCAGUUUGCAAUUGCUAUCCAGAAGGAGCCCCGAGUUGUAAAAUCGAUUCACCAAACCAUGAGAAGACCAAAGCAACGAAAGGCAAAGCGCCCUUCACUAUAGUGGCCACCGCUGCCAAAGCACUGGCCAACGGCGAUAAGACGGUCACCGUUACCAUCACUGGCACUCGUAGUAAAAGCUUUAAGGGAUUUCAUGUGACCGCACGAGUGCCCAACUCAAGCACUACUGUCGGCAAAUUCACCGCAACCGCCAAUACUAAAGUCCUCACAUGUAAUCCCACGUCUGUAAGUGUCAUC